Molecule: messenger RNA, 2448 nt
Organism: Neolamprologus brichardi
Lineage: Eukaryota; Metazoa; Chordata; Actinopteri; Cichliformes; Cichlidae
Source: RefSeq, a predicted model, not a curated record
AUGCAAAUGAUCUCCUGCCUGAUUUACAUGUUGUUUUCUUUACUCCGCUUCGCAGGUCCAGAUCUCGAUGUGAGGACGUUUCCCUCCUCCGCACAGGCUCUGGUCGAGCAGCCCUUCAUCCAGGAGCUGCAGAGUUCCCCCUCAUGUUUCACCUCAGACCCACAUGUUGGAUACCAACUUCAGGGGCCCCAGUACGGUGCCCAGGUGAACCCCAGAGCCUUUGACUGCCCCAGCAUUCAGAUUACCUCCAUUGCUCCAAACAACCAUUUGGAGCCCGACAGUAGCCAGGAUGUUUUGGCAGUGGGCGGGGCAGAGGGGGGUUACAGCGAUGCAUCCUGGUGCAGAGACCAGCUGUACCUCUCUCUGGAGCCCCGCUACCGGGAUCCGGCUCUGUGCCCGAGCCCGUGCAGCAGCCUCUCCUCCAGGAGCUGGAUCUCCGACCUCUCCUCCUGUGAGUCUUUCUCGCAUACCUACGAUGAUGUGGAGGGGGAGCUACCUGAUGCCGCCCGCCUCGCCAUGGGUUCCCCCCUCGGCUCGCCUUUUGGUUCUCCGGGCUGUGGGGGCGGAGCCUUUGGGGUAGAGCUGUGGCAGCAGAAGUACCAGCAUCCUAUGGCCUUCAACCCGGCGCUCUCGCCCCAUCAGUCACCUCGCCAGUCGCCCCGCCAGUCACCGUGCCACUCUCCUCGCACCAGCGUGACAGACGAGAAUUGGCUCAACCGCCGGCCCACUUCCAGUCAGGUAUUAGCAGUUGAGACGAUGCGUUCUGAUAAACGGCGCCUUUUUUCUCGUAGCAUCGACUGCGCCGGCAUCCUGAAGCUGCGUAACGCCGACAUCGAGCUGAAGAAAGGAGAGACGGACAUCGGGCGGAAGAACACGAGGGUGCGGGUGGUGUUCAGGGUCGCCAUCCCUCAGCCGGACGGCCAGAUUCUGUGGCUGCAGACGGCGUCGAUUCCCGUGGAGUGCUCCCAGCGCUCAGGUCAGGAGCUCCCUCAGGUGGACAGCUUCAGUCCAGCCAGCGGCUCCGUGGAGGGAGGAGAGGAGCUGCUCAUCACCGGACCCAACAUUUCCGCUCAGUCCAGGGUUGUUUUCAUGGAGAGAGGGCCCGAUGGAAGAUCGCUGUGGGAAACCGAUGCCAGAGUCGUGCCUGAAAAAUGCAGCGGAUCCAGCAUCGUGGUGGAGCUUCCUGUGUACAAUAAGAAGGCGACGUCGCCGGUCCAGGUCCAGUUCUACGUCACUAACGGGAAGAGAAGGAAAAGUGUGACGCAGAGCUUCACCUACCUGCCUGCAGUCAGACACCACGUUCCUCCCGCUGUCAACACAGUCAAGCAGGAACGCUGGGAGCCAGACCACAUCUCCCAGAAUCCACCUGGCUUCAGCUUGACGGCCUCGCGCAACGGCACGCUCAGUCCUGACGUGGCGUACUAUGGUUCCUGUGACCUCCUGGUGCAGUGUGGUCCCCAAAGCAACCCCCAUCUCCACCAUCCUCACUCCUCUGCUCCCCUUCAGACCCCUUUAAUGUAUCCUCAGACGUCCUCGGUCCCGCUCCAAGUCUCCUUGCCUUCGCAGACCACCUUGAUUCCCCUUCAGACCUCCGUCAUGGUUCCUCAGAUCGCCACGAUUCCUCCUCCAGCCGCUUCUGUCCCGCUUCAGACCUUCUCCGUCCCUCCACACUCCUCCCCUGGUGGAUCUCAGAGGGACCUGUCUCUGAGUCCCAGGAGUACCUUUGUGACACCCGCCGACCCCCAGAAGGACUCUGUGCUGGCCGGGCCGGGGGAGGCGCUCAUCAUCAAGCAGGAGCCGGAGGAGCUGCCGCCUCCGGGAUCUUUAGGCCUCCAGGAGAUCACGCUGGAUGAUGUGAACGAGAUCAUCGACAGGGACAUCGGUGGCCUGGUUGGCGGCGACCAACCCGACCGGUACGACUGGGAGCCAAAGUCCGGCGCCGGCACCUUACCGUUCUGCGGAGGCCCUCAGUAGCACCAGCGCUCUCAGGAACGUCGUUUUUCUUCUGCUGUUUGCACAAAGUGCUCCAAACUGAUCUUCAAGUGCCUGAAAGCGUCAGACGACCGUUUCCUCGUCUGUCUCAGGAAACCGACUCGUACCUCACAGACAAACCAAAGAUUUAACUUUUCAUGAGCGAAUCGGAGGAAGAUUAAAGGGCUGAAAUUGAACUUUGUUAUAAUAAUUCUAACAAUCGGUAACGUCAGACGUAAAAUAAGAAAAUUCUGUUAUUUAUUGGCCAGUAAAUUACAAACAAUCUAUUUUUGAUACUCUGGAUCUGAUCCUCAAACCUGAAACCCUUCAGCUGAUUUACAUUUUUAUAGCUUUGUUUUACACGUUUACAUUUCCUUCGCCCGGUUUAACGUUGACGCUCCUCGACCGAACUGUUGUGGUGUGACACGGCGUUCUAGAAACAUGUUUAAGGUUGAAGUAAAAAGAAAAACAAACUUG